GGGUGACAAGGAAGGAGUCAGGGGGACUCCUUCCUCUCCUGACUAAGCUGCUCUGGCCUCUGUGGGGCUGAAGUGUUAACUGGGGGGGCCCUGGGCCCUGAUCAUCUUAGGUUCUAGCAGCAGAAACAUGAGGUUUGGGAGGCUCCUCCUCCUGGCGGUGCUCCUGGCUGGGGUGAGCCAGCUGCCUGCUGUCUCUGGCCGGAAGAAGGGAGAAAAGCCAGGAGGCUGCCCCCCAGACGAUGGUCCCUGCCUCCUGUCGGUGCCUGACCAGUGCACACAUGACAGCCAGUGUCCCUCAACCAUGAAGUGCUGCUCCAAAGCUUGCUUCCGCCAGUGCAUCCCCAGGGUCUCGGUGAAGCUGGGCAGCUGCCCUGAGGACCAACUGCAGUGCCUGAGCCCCACAAAGCAUCUGUGUCACCAGGACUCAUUUUGCUCAGGCAAGAAGCGAUGCUGCCGCACCGCCUGUGGCCGGGAUUGCCGAGAUCCUGUUAAAGGAUAAUUCUGGCUUAGGAUCCACAGCUCGGCACUGCAGGUAGGGUUCCCAGCAGAAAGAGUGGACAAUGGGAAGCCUGGGACCCUGACACGGAGACAGCAUUGUUCCUCGCCACCUGGCAGGAGUGGGGACACUGCAACCUUCUGAUUUCAAGACUGCUCUUUUGUAAGCACCAAAGGGGCAAGAAAAUCUUCAUCUUUCUCUGCUUCAUCCCUUUUAACAAAAGGAUUUGUUCUUCAGAAUUUGGAUUCAGUUAAAAAACUUUAGUCAAGGACCCAGAAGGCCACAAGUGGCCCCAAGGCCGCAGGUUCCCCACCCCAAGGCUCUAUAUCAACAGUAUCCUGUGCCAGUGCCACACUGAACUGCUCACCCCAUUCCAGCACCCACUUUCACAUCUCUCUAUGUUGUUUCCUCUACCUAAAAUGUCCAAUUCAGGAAGCCCCUCUUUGUAGAGCUCUGACCCCUCCCUUGGGCAGCCCAACUGCCCAGAACAUGUGCUCCAGCAAAGUUUUCCAAACAUCUCCAUUCACAUCCACCUCUUCCACGAUUUUCACCUAACCUGCAAAACAGCAUCAUGAUAUGUUACAUGCUUCCUGUAUUGCCAUUUACUUCUGUUUUUCUUUAAAUGACUCACUUUGUAUAUAAAUAAAUUUAUUCCAAAAGAAAAUUUGAUAUCAC
This is a messenger RNA of Nycticebus coucang (slow loris), 1171 nucleotides long. RefSeq names its product WAP four-disulfide core domain protein 5. NCBI's taxonomy places the organism in Eukaryota, Metazoa, Chordata, Mammalia, Primates, Lorisidae. The transcript has 4 exons. The record is from RefSeq and is a predicted model, not a curated record. Gene Ontology annotation, biological process: antibacterial humoral response; innate immune response. Bases 128 to 499 code for a protein of 123 amino acids. Gene Ontology annotation, cellular component: extracellular region. Gene Ontology annotation, molecular function: peptidase inhibitor activity.